GCGGUAAAAUUUGGUAGAGUUUAUAGUGCUCUAUAGACGGCAGACAGAAAAAGACGCAUAACAUUUAGCUGUGUUCCAUCAUCAUAUGACUUUACCCAAUAUAACUGUUGCAGAGAAUGCGUAUGUUUGUAUUUAGGCUUCUGUUUUUAGAAAACGAAAUCGUUUAGAAAGCCAAAUGCUUUCUACUCAUAAAGUGAACACCGAUUAUUGGCGGUGUGUGCAUAGCCAUACGGGAUUGAGCUACAGCAGUCUAUCAUGUGCAGUUGGGAGGGCCUGAAGCAUUAAUUCAUUAAAUUAUUUCUGAGAAGACGCAGCCAUCACUACACAACGCGCGCGAAGACGAAGGUAUGAGUUCCGGUUCGGUUGUGGGUGAGAAGGAGGCCGGCCCCGAAAAUCUGCAGGACAGCCAGCUGCUUGGCCUUCCGGUGAAACUGCGCCAACGGCUGAUGCCGUUCCAGAGGGAGGGGGUCGAAUUCGCGCUGGCCAGAAACGGACGGUGUAUGAUUGCAGAUGAGAUGGGGCUCGGAAAGACGGUCCAGGCCAUCUCCGUGGCCUACCUGUACAGGAAGGAGUGGCCGCUGCUCAUCGUGGUCCCUUCCUCUCUCAAAUACCCCUGGAUCGAGGAGAUGGAGAAGUGGAUCCCCGAGCUGAGCCCAGGGGACAUUCACCUGGUGGAGAACAAGAUGGACGUGUCGGGGAUCAGCAGCAGUAAGGUCACUAUUUUGGGGUACGGGCUCCUCACCACCGAUGCCCAGGUCCUGGUGGACGCCCUCACCAGGCAGAGCUUCCGGGUGGUGGUGGUGGACGAGUCCCACUACCUGAAGUCGAGGAACGCGGCCCGCAGCAGGAUCCUGGUGCCCCUGGUCCAGCGGGCGCAGCGGGCGAUACUGCUGACGGGCACGCCGGCGCUCGGGCGUCCCGAAGAGCUUUUCAUGCAGAUCGACGCUCUGUAUCCCAGAAGAUUUGGAACGUGGUCGGACUAUGCCAAAAAAUACUGUAAUGCUCAUUACAGGUUUUUCGGGAACCGGCGGCAGUGGGACUGUCGGGGCGCGUCCCACCUGGAGGAGCUGCACCAGCGCCUGAGCGAGAUCAUGAUUCGCAGGCUGAAAGCCCAGGUCCUCACUCAGCUCCCCCCCAAAAUCCGCCAGCGCAUCCCGUUCGACCUUCCCAAAGACGGAGCCAAGGAAGCCCACGCCAGCUUCGAGGAAUGGGAGAGGCUGAUGAGGAGGCUGGGUUCGGGGGCCGGGCCGGACGCCAACCCCUUCGGCGAAGUCAUGGGGCUCGUCACGCGCAUGUACAAGCAGACGGCCAUCGCCAAGGCGGGAGCCGUGAAGGACUACAUCCGCAUGCUGCUGGAGAACGAGCGGCUGAAGUUCCUGGUGUUCGCGCACCACCUCGCCAUGCUGCAGGCCUGCACCGAGGCUGUCAUCCAGGCCAAGGCGCAGUACAUCCGAAUCGACGGGAGCGUCCCGUCGUCCGAGCGAAUGCACCUGGUCCACCGCUUCCAGAACGAUCCGGAGACGCGGGUGGCCAUCCUCAGCAUUCAGGCUGCGGGACAGGGCCUGACCUUUACCGCCGCCACGCACGUGGUGUUCGCCGAGCUCUACUGGAACCCAGGUCACGUCAAGCAGGCGGAGGACCGCGCCCACCGCAUCGGGCAGACCAGCUCCGUGCACGUCCACUACCUCAUCGCCAAGGGAACCUUCGACACCAUCAUGUGGGGCAUGCUCAACAGGAAGGAAACGGUCACUGGCAGCACCCUGAACGGGAGGAAGGAGUACCUGAAGGCCGAUCUCGGGGACAAGGAGAAGUGGGACUUCUUGAAUUUCGCCCAGGCGUGGACGCCCGGCGAGGCUCUGGUGCGGGAAGCAUGCGGGGACCACGACGAGGUGUUCUUCUCCCAUUUUGAGAAGGACAAGCAGCACGACAUCCGCACGUUUUUCUCACCGAACUCGUCCAAGGAGAAGAUGAAGAGGAGGAGAACAGAGGGGGAAGGUUCCCCCCUCCCGAUUUCUGAGAUGGGGGAGGAGCAUGGGGAUGUGGAGGUGAAGAAGCGAGAGGGACAGAGCCCGGGGGGGGACCGUAGCCCUGGUCCCGACGGACCGGAAGAGGACGAGGACUUCGCCCCCCUGAACAAAAAGAUUCGGGUUGCAAGCCCCCAGCUGCCCGCGGGGAGGAAGAGGAGGUCCUGGGCGGGGAAGGCCUCCCCAGCGUCCCUCCUGGCCUCCCGUCGGCUGUCGGUGGGGGGCCGGACCCCCCCAGCGAAUGUGGGGAAGGGGUGGAGCUGUGGAGCCUGCACCUACGCCAACAGCACCCUGCUGCCCUACUGUGAGAUGUGUGCCACCCCUCGCCCUGAUAAAGCUGGCAGCGGCGGCUCCAGCGGAGGUCCGGGGACGGGCCGACCCCCGGCACCGGCGAGCCCCUGCGUGGCGAUCUCCAGCUCGGACGAGGAGCCGGACCCCGGCCCCCCCGCCACCCCCGCCCUCCCAGCCCGCCCCGCCAUAGCACCCGGGCCGGGGGCGUCGGAAUCGGAAGCGGAGGGAGGGGCGAAGCCGGAGAAAGACGGGUGCGAGGGAAAGGACUCGCCGGGAGGAGAGAGCGCCCCAUCGCACAGCCAGGCUGACGAGAGCGUCUGUGACCCCGCCCACAGCAGCCUCCCUCUGUACGAGGGCCUCAGGUUCUGCGCCAGCUGCAACUCAGACAGGAUCUACCUCUACACCAAGGAGGGCAGCCCACUGAACUGCAACUUCAUCCCCAUGGACAUCAAACUGGACAGCUGGGAGGACCUGCCCGAGGCCUUCCAACGGCGGGAAAACAGGCGGCAGGUGCUGCAGUUUGUGCGGGAGUGGAGCUCCCUGACGUCUACGAAGCAGAGGGUGGUCCGACGGAGCGGACGCCAGUUCUGCAGCCCCAUCCUGGCCUUGAAUGACAUCACUGGCAACCAGCGCAGGCAGAGCAUCACCAAGAGGUUCCUCACCAAAGAGGACGUGGCGCAGGCGUCCCUGGACCGGGCCCAGAAGGACGGGGGCAGCGUCCGCACGGUCGCCACGGAGACCUUUUUCGCCAAGAGGACCCCCGCCAAGAUGGCCGACUCCGUGCCGGACAGCGGAGAGGAGAAGGAUUCUGGGUGCUCUGAGGAGCCCGGGUACCUGCAGGCCCUGGACAGCGAGGGCAACCCCCUGUGCCUGUCCUGCCAGGCGCCCUGCGGGCCGGGCAGCGCCACCUGGGACGGGCGCUUCUGCGGGCGGGGCUGCCAGGAGGAGUUCCAGGUGCGCUCCAGCCAGGCCUACAUGCGCGCGCGGGUGCUGGAGGCGGAGCAGGGCGUGUGCCAGGGCUGCGGGCUCAACGCCCACCAGCUGUACCAGUCCGUACGCGACGCCCCGCCCGCCAGCAGGAAGGAGCUUCUGGAGAACACCUGGCUGUCCCAGCUCUCUCUCAAACAGCUCAAUGAGAUGAUCCGUACCCCUGUGGAGGGGCAGUUUUGGCAGGUGGACCACAUCCGGCCAGUAUACAGUGGAGGGGGGCAGUGUUCUCUGGACAACCUGCAGACUCUCUGCACCGUCUGCCAUAGACAGAGGACCUCCCAUCAAGCCAAGGAGAGGAGCCAGAUCAGGAAGGGCGUGGCCGCCUCCAAGGUGGCUUCGGACAUUACCCGAUUCUUCAUCAGGAAGUGAGGAUUCCCGGAGACGGUCCCGGUAUGGCAACCACCCCCCCCAUCCCCCCCGCC
Molecule: messenger RNA, 3727 nt
Organism: Anguilla anguilla (European eel)
Lineage: Eukaryota; Metazoa; Chordata; Actinopteri; Anguilliformes; Anguillidae
Gene: zranb3
Product: zinc finger, RAN-binding domain containing 3
Exons: 21
Coding region: 348-3674 (1108 amino acids)
Biological process (GO): replication fork processing; DNA repair
Cellular component (GO): nuclear replication fork
Molecular function (GO): endonuclease activity; ATP-dependent chromatin remodeler activity; ATP binding
Source: RefSeq, a predicted model, not a curated record